Molecule: messenger RNA, 1104 nt
Organism: Penaeus monodon (black tiger shrimp)
Lineage: Eukaryota; Metazoa; Arthropoda; Malacostraca; Decapoda; Penaeidae
Exons: 4
Coding region: 5-700 (231 amino acids)
Source: RefSeq, a predicted model, not a curated record
GGACAUGGAGGGCCUUAACUACGUGCCCGAAGACAUGGUUUUCUCCUUUAGCGACGUAACGCACGUUCUGGCGGAAAAAGUGAAGAGUACUUUUCAGGACCCUCAGCCAGCAGAAUCAGGGAGGUUUAUCAUUCCCUUCUUCAGCGGUUCCGGGGGCUGCAACGACGCCUUCACUGGAUUCGGGUUCCUGGCUUUCCUGCUGGCGCUGCUGGAUCUGAUCCUGGAGCUACAGGAUGGGAACCGAAGGAGGCGCUCUGUUCAGGAGGAGCUGAGCAAGGAUCCUGACAUCUUCAUGACUCUGGCGCUGGAGUCUGGCCCGGAGGCGCAGGGGGCGGCGGCAGCGUGCUACAGCCUGUACAGGGGCUUCCUCAACACACUGGCCACGCGAGACCGGGAGUGCGCCCAGAGGUUCAUGUGCGAGGCAGCGGAGGAGGCGGCGGCGUCCGGACCCCUUGGCAAGAUGAUUGCGACUGUGGCGAGCGCCAACGCCGCGUCGUGGCUGAAGAAGGAGAACGCUACUCUUUACAAAGGCGUGGAGGAAGCAGGAGCUGCGGGCGCUGCCGGAGUGGCGUGCGGGAUGAAGUACUCGCAGUGCUUCGGUCUCCCGCCCUUGUACCGGUACCCUCGAGUGUACACGGGAGACCCUGUGCGCGAUUACCGGGCUCCCGGUAGUCCUUCCUUUAAGCCGAAGGAUUCUUGAGGUGACGGAAGGGAACGCGUGGGAUCUGGCAGAUCGUUGUCUGUUUACCUAUUCAUUAUUUUUUUGCAAGGCAGCAGCGUGUGAGUGGCAAUGUAUCGUUGUGAGAUUUUGUUACGAUUUUUAAUUACUGUACUGUACUUCUAUGAACGCAAGGCAUACAUAUAUAUCAUUUGAUUUGUCAUACGUUGCUGUAUUACUUCUUGUUAAAAUUCCUUGCACAUGAGCGUGUUGAAGAAACUACCUGUAUUUGAGUUAUUUAAAGCGAAUGUAUCAAACUUUAUAUGACAUAGUACAAUUACAAUAACUUUCCAUCUAGAGUAUCUACAUAUAUACUGUUCCUUUUAUGCCACAUGUUAAUGUUUGUUAGAUGUUAGAGCAAACUUAAAUCAAAGCACUGGCACUCC